AUGACAAAUGUACCUAUUCUUACACAAGAAUCAGCUACAUUAACCAUGGUACAAGUCAAGGGCAAGGGAAGUGGUCCUAUGCAGUCCCGCCUACUUAGGAUUCCAGAGGAUGGGGCCAGAGGUGGAAUGUACCAUCAUCAUCAACACCAAGGAAAAAGCAUUCAUUCUUCUUCCAGAAUGCCAAUUCCUUCUGAGAGGCACAUGUUCCUUCAAACGGGAAAUGGGUCUGGUGAUUCUGGACUUGUGCUCUCAACUGAUGCCAAGCCAAGAUUAAAAUGGACACCAGAUCUUCAUGCCAGGUUUAUAGAAGCAGUCAAUCAGUUAGGGGGAGCUGACAAAGCAACUCCAAAAACAGUAAUGAAACUCAUGGGGAUUCCAGGGCUUACUUUAUAUCAUCUAAAGAGCCAUCUUCAGAAGUAUAGAUUGAGCAAGAAUCUGCAUGGACAAAGCAACAACGUGACGCACAAAAUCACAACAAGUGCAACAACUGGGGAAAGACUUUCUGAAACCAACGGAACUCACAUGAACAAAUUAAGCCUUGGACCGCAGGCUAACAAAGAUUUGCAUAUAAGCGAGGCACUGCAGAUGCAGAUUGAGGUGCAGAGAAGGCUCAAUGAACAACUUGAGGUACAAAGACACUUGCAGCUUAGGAUAGAGGCCCAAGGAAAAUACCUUCAGUCUGUGUUGGAGAAAGCUCAAGAGACUCUUGGCAGACAAAAUUUGGGAAUAGUAGGACUUGAAACUGCCAAAGUUCAACUAUCAGAGCUGGUGUCCAAAGUAUCAUCUCAGUGCCUUAACUCAGCAUUCUCAGAGAUGAAGGAACUGCAAGGAUUUUGCCCUCAGCAAACACACACCAACCAGCCAAACGAUUGCUCAAUGGAUAGUUGCCUAACAUCAUGUGACAGAUCACAAAAGGAGCAAGAGAUUCAAAAUGGCUGCUUAAGACACUUCAACAGCCAUGUGUUCAUGGAUCGAAAGGAAGCCACAGAAGCUCCCAGCAACCUUAGGAACUCCGAACUCAAGUGGUGUGAUGAUGGGAAAAAGAACACCUUCCUUGCCCCAUUGAACAAGAAUGAAGAAAGAAGAAACUAUGCAGCUGAAAACAGUCCUGGCAACUUAUCCAUGUCCAUUGGACUUGAAAGAGAAACAGAAAAUGGAAGCAGCGUGUAUCCUGAAAGACUAAUCACAGAAAGCCAAUCAGAAGGUGAUUUCCAGCACCGGAACAGAAUCAAGACAGAAACAAUGAAACCAGUGGAUGAAAAGGUUUCUCAAGAUUAUAGGAUGCCAGCUUCUUACUUUGUAGCAGCAAGAUUGGACCUAAACAGCCAUGGAGACAAUGAAGCUGCAACCACUUGUAAACAACUGGACUUGAAUAGAUUCAGUUGGAGCUGA
Messenger RNA from Sphenostylis stenocarpa, 1392 nucleotides. NCBI's taxonomy places the organism in Eukaryota, Viridiplantae, Streptophyta, Magnoliopsida, Fabales, Fabaceae. The record is from the annotation of a GenBank genome assembly.